Oldenlandia corymbosa var. corymbosa is the source of this 891-nucleotide messenger RNA. Lineage: Eukaryota; Viridiplantae; Streptophyta; Magnoliopsida; Gentianales; Rubiaceae. The record is from the annotation of a GenBank genome assembly.
AUGGAGAAGAAGAGAAGAAUAGGAUUUGAAUUCAUCAAUAAGAAUGAUAGAAAUCAUAGAAUCACGCUGCUGAUCCCAUUGAUAUGUUCUUUGCUUCUACUGUAUUCACCCCUUUUAGUUUCUUCAAGUGUUGAUUCUUCACCUCAGACGAAUCUCCAGGGAACAGGUGUUCCUGGUUCAAGUGUUCAAACACAAGAAGGCCCUCACGUGCAUGAAGUUCAUUGUUCCAGAGAAAGAAGUCGUGCAGCAUGGAGUGUUAUUCAGGAGUAUCUAAUGCCCUAUGUGGAGCGAGAAAAAUAUCAGCUUUCAAGCCAAUGUAAACUUCACCCGAAUAAUGAUCUAUUUAGAGAUCAGGAGGAGCAUAAGAUUCAUGUUGACAUACAUGAAUGGCGUUGCGGGUAUUGUAAGAAAAGCUUCCGUGCAGAAAACAAUCUUGAUCAGCAUUUUGACAACAGGCACUCCAAUCUGUUAAAAAGCAAUGGAAAAUGCUUGGCAGAUUUGUGUGGCGCAUUGCAUUGUGACCUUAUGAUGGAUACAAAAUCACGUAAAAGCAAAUGCAAUCCUGCAGCUGCUGCUAAGAACCGUCAUCUAUGUGAGAGUCUCGCAGACAGUUGUUUUCCUGUUAAUCAUAGUCCCUCAGCAUCUCGUCUUCAUGAUUUAUUUCUGCGCCAAUUUUGCGAUGCUCACACCUGUUCAAGAGGAAGUAAACCCUUUGCUAAAGGAGGCAGGAAGAAUACAAGUGUUUUCUACUUGGCAAUAUCCAUACUAACUCUGAUGCUGCUACCGAUAUUCUACACUCUGGUUUAUUUGUACCAAAGUCAAAUGCGAAGAGGAACCCAAGAACUUAAGCGAAUAUCGAAACUGGGACAUCAAAAGUCCAAGCCCUCUUAG